AUGGCAAACGCGUAUUCCGCAUCGCGAGAUUACACGAAACCGGCUAUUGACCAACGAAUCGCUGAGUUAGUGAAGAGGAGGAUUGGUGCACGAGAAGAUCUACCUACGGAGAGAUUGUUGAAGGUUACGCACCAACAUAUUCUAGAGACGGUGGCAUUCAUUUUGAACACAGACGCCGAGGUUCUGGAGGAAGGAAUUCUCGACAGGGACGAAUACGUGAAUGUAUUUAGCAGUUUCUUCGCCGAGGGCGGUAGACAAGCGAUUAUUAUAUACCUUCAACCCAUGAGUCCCCCGACAUUCGAAUCCGGGCGAUGGGCGCCGCAACUUAGCAAAGAACAGCAAGUUGUACGCUGUUGCAUAACAGAUGGUACUACCGAGGAAUUUUCGGGCAGAUGCGUUAUAGUUUAUCGACUAAAGUCGAAUAUGGAAUUUGGGGUCAAGCAGUUACUCGAUAAAUCUUUGGCGCUACCUGAAAGUAUUAGAGAGAGUAUUCGUAAACCGGACGUCAUUGCGGCAGCGGAAGCUGAUGUCCGAAUAUGGAUGAAAUUGAUGGAACGGGCUAUCGUUGAGAGCCAACAGUUGCGCAGGGAAACCGAAACUGUAGGACCAACUGCAGAACUUGCGUAUUGGCGGCGAUUGUUCGGCCAGUUUUCAUCGAUAAUGAAUCACAUAAAGUCAUCUUACGCCCAGGCAUUUAUACAAUUGCUGACGGAAGCGAAAUCGAAACUCGUGAAGAAAUGGAAGACGUUGGAGGAGCACGUUGUAACGGUGCAUAUUUUAUCUCAAGACAACGUCAGGUAUCUGUACGCCUUGGAAAAAUUUACGCAACCGUUGUACAGAUUGGACCCAACGAAAAUAGGAGAUUACUUACCGCCGCUCAUGUACGCUAUAAGAAUGAUUUACGCUGCAUCGCGAUUCUUCAAUACGAGAAAGAUGGUGACCGCGGUAUACGUAAAGAUAACAAAUCAGAUGAUAUUAGCGUGUAAAGCGUACCUGACGGAGGACGGAAAGUUAAGCAUUUGGAACGAAUCAAAGUGCACUAUGAUAUCUAAAAUAAAGGACUGUAUCAAGCUUUGUGAGACGUAUCACAACUGUUACGACGCUAUGUGUAAGAAGGUCGAGGAGUCUCCAGACGAGAAGCCUUUCGAGGUGUCCGAGAUGUAUGUUUUCGGGAAGUUCGCCGCUUUCAAGACAAGAAUAAUGAAAAUCAUGGAUAUCCUCGAGUCAGCACGAAUGUACUCCAUCCUGCACAGUUCGACCGUAGAAGGCAUUAAUGCGUACGCGCAAAAGUAUGCGGAUCAUUUUAAAAAGAUUUCCACGCAGAAGUACGAUCCCCUAGAUCACAGAAAGCCGUAUUUUGACGUCGAUUACGAUGAAUACAAGAGGACCAUGGCGGAAACCGACGUGGAGCUGAGAACGUUCUUUAACAACUGCGUCUCUUUCAUGCCGAACAUAACGCAGAGUUUAAAUUUGAUAGCUAGGUUUCAAAAAUUGAAUCUCAAGCAAUUGAGGAUCGAUAGGAAAUGUAUAGAACUCAUCUCAAUGUUCGAGCGAGAGCUCGACGAUACCCGUGAUAGAUACAAUGGAAACAGAUCCGAUCCACCUGUACCGAGAAAUAUUCCGCCCAUUGCCGGUAGAAUCCUGUGGAUUCGACAGUUGUAUAAACGCAUUGAGGUUCCUAUGAAUAUGUUUAAAUCGUACCACAGAGUGAUUACGCACGAUUCCAUGCAGAAGUGCAUUAAGAUAUACAAUACGCUCGUCAGUGUGUUUAUUCAUUACGAGUUAAUAUACUAUAAAGCGUGGUAUGAUUCAGCUAGCAUCGUUCGUCUGGCAUUAUCGUCGCCUAUGCUGGUGCGUCAUCCAAAGACAAACAAGUUCUGUAUAAAUUUUGAUCUUUACAUUUACGAAGUAAUACGAGAAUCCGAACACAUGUCUAAGUUUGGAUUGGAAAUGCCGGAUUUUAUACAAAUGUUAAUCUUUUGCAAAGAAAAGAUACUUUUAUCCUACGAAAAAGUGAAGAAAUUGCUUAAGAAAAACGACGCCCUUAGGCAAUCUAUCCCAGUCUUGUUUUUAAAUCUAAUGAAAAUAGCACUCGUCAAUCUUGAGAUUGCUUUUCAACCCUGCGUGUCGGUAAUUACGUGGUCCUCAUUAAAGAUUUCUAACGCACACGCUAAGAUAGAAGAAGAGAUCCACAAGGCGCAGACAUUUAUCAAAGAAGUGGUCGACAUGAAAGAAGCCAGAGUGGACGAAGUAUUCGAGUCUAUUGCAGAAACAAUGUUACUGAUGCUAGACGAGUACCCGAAAAGUCCGGAACAGCUUCUAGCCGACAACAUAGCUUUCAGAGAUAAAAUAGCGAUUGACUUGGAAAUCAAAUCUUCGGCGGCAGAGAGGGCCGUUAUCAUGAUUAUCAAUAAAUUUAUGGAUCUUAUAACCGAUCCUACUGUGCAAGAUGUUAAAUACAAUUGGCUGGAACCCGAGAAAAUGCACAGACAAUGCCCAUCCGAGAGCAGGUUACUACAGGGACGGUUCGAGCCAGGCUUUGGUCACGUUGAAAAGACAAAGAAGUUUAAGAUAAGUCAAGUGCACAAUGAUUGCAUAGAACUCUUUGCGUGUUACAAUAAUAAAUUAAUUGAGGCUUUAGUGAAGUGCACUAAGAAUUCUUUAGACUUAUUGAAGAAGAAAGCGACGAUUAUGAGCGUGCUGGUUGAAGAUGUCGCGUUAGAACAAGAAAUUCCGAUUAUGAUGACAUACUUUGUAUUACAAAUACCAAAUAUCGUAAUUGUCCCGUCGAUAGAAGAGCUGCAAAAUCAUUUUGGCAAAGUUAUAACAAAUAUUAUAGAAACGCACAAGAAAGUGUUUAUGUGGGGACAACGAAAUUCUACAAAUACGCGGGCUAAACCGCUUGACAAGGAAGAUUUGCCCAAUACCUAUUUUCAAAACGUGUCCGAUCACAAAGACAUAAUCCGCAGUUCCAUGAGUCUGCAAGGCUUAAUAUUAAUGUUAAGAGAUGAUGUCACCAAAGUUGGUAAUUCAUAUUUACGAUAUUCCUAUAUAUGGGCAGAAAAUAGAAAUGAAAUUGUACAAGCGUUUAUUGACUCGACACCUCUUAUACAAGAUAUCAAAGAGAAGUUUAUGGAGUACGAAGAUUUGAUGGAGGAAAUAAAUAAAUUACCUGACCGGCAUAUACUUGGGCCUCUUCAGAUUAAUACAGACAAAUUAAAAUUAGCGUUCCUCGUUGAAGCGAACGCGUGGAAAAAAUCCUUGGGCGUCUCCUUAUCGAAUAAAUACAAGGGAAAGUUGCAAAAAAUAACAGAUUACAUUUCUGAAAAGAACAAAGUUCUCUCCAGGCACAUUAAAGAUUUGGAGGAUGUUAGAGUUGCAAUGAAAUGCUUGGGAGAAAUACGAGAUGACUUCGUGUCGUUAGACAUGGAGCUGAUCCUAAUUGAAGAAACUUACACAUUAAUGGGCAAAUUUAAUGUCGACAUAUUAAAAGAGGAUCAAGAUGUAGUAGACGGACUGAGAUAUAAUUUUAGCAACAUGCUCAAUAUAGCGAAACAAGUACAAGCAGUUAUAUGCGAGAUGCAGGAGCCAUUGAAAACGGAGCUUAUUGAUGGAGUUGCUGCUCUUAAAAAGAAAGUAGCUCAAUUUGACAUUGAUUUUGAACUCAGCGGCCCGAUGGUUGAAGGAAUACCUGCAAAGGAAGCUAGCGAACGACUUAUUCUGUCCCAAGCGCGUUUUGAAGAAUUAUGGGAAAGAUAUGAAACUUACAGCAGCGGCGAAAGCCUGUUCGGUAUAGAAGUAACGGAGUACCCAGCUCUACAACAGAGAAAAAGAGAAAUUAACUUGUUGCAGAAGUUAUACACAUUGUAUUUACAAGUUAUGCGCACUAUCGAUAGCUAUUAUGAUAUUCCAUGGUCCGAAAUUGACGUCGAGUCAAUUAUAACUGAAUUGGCCGACUUCCAAAACAAAUGUCGAAAGUUGCCUAAAGCUAUGAGAGAGUGGCCUGCGUAUAUCGAUUUGAAAAAGAAGAUCGACGACUUUAACGAGAUGUGCCCGUUGUUAGAGAUGAUGGCUAACAAAGCCAUGAAAGACAGACAUUGGGAGAAACUGUCUAAGCUCUGCCAAUAUUUCUUCGACGUGGAAUCGGAAACGUUCACUUUGGCAAACGUCAUGCAGGCACCUCUGCUGAAAUACAAAGACGACGUGGAGGACAUAUGUAUUAGCGCGGUGAAGGAACAGGACAUCGAGUUUAAGUUGAAGCAGGUAAUUGCGGAUUGGACCGUUAUAAAUCUGCAAUUUGCCCACUUCAAGCAGAGAGGCGGACUGUUGCUGAAAGGUAUCGAGACGGCUGAAAUAAUAGCGCAACUGGAGGACAGUUUAAUGAUCAUAAGCUCUUUACUGGCAAAUCGUUACAAUGCGCCGUUUAAGAAAGAGAUUCAGCUGUGGCAGACCAAGCUUAGCAAUACGUCGGAGAUAUUGGCGAAAUGGUUAACCGUGCAGAAUCUGUGGGCUUAUCUGGAAGCGGUGUUUAUUGGCGGCGACAUAUCGAAGCAACUGCCUACUGAAGCGAAACGCUUUAAUACGAUUGAUAAGGCUUGGGUCAAGCUGAUGCUUCGCGCUCAUGAGAAACUAAACGCGGUGGAAACGUGUACGGGGGAUGAAACGAUGAGCCAGUUUUUGCCGUAUUUACUGGAGCAACUGGAAUCUUGUCAGAAAUCUCUCAGCGGGUAUACAUAUAUUAUUGUCUAUCUGGAAACCAAGCGAGUGAUUUUCCCAAGAUUCUGCUUUAUAUCAGAUCCUACUUUGCUGGAGAUUCUUGGGCAGGCAGCGGAUUGUCACACGAUACAGAAUUAUCUCGAUGGAUUUUUCGAUAAUGUGGCAAAACUCAAGUUCUCCGAAAAGGAAUACGACAAAAUUGUAGCAAUGCAUUCACGGGAAAACGAACAAAUAGUGUUGGAAAAAGAAGUCGCGUGCGCGGGAGGCGUGGAGAGCUGGUUAAAUGUUUUAUUAACAGUCCACCAACAGUCCGUCGGUGCCGUGAUUUCGCUAGGACUGCAAUCACUUCGCACACCCGAAUUUGACAUCUUGUUAUUGAUAGAAAAUUCCGUUUUGCAAGUCGGCCUAUUAGCGUUGCAAGUUCUAUGGACACGCGAUUCCGAGAUAGCAAUCGUAACUGCCAAACGGGACAGAAUGAUAAUGAAGAGGACCAAUCAGUGGUUCCUGGAUUUGCUGAACAGCUUCAUAGAAGUAACCGUUAAGGAUCUCACGAAGUUCGCCAGAAUAAAAUACGAAUGCUUAAUAACGAUACACGUGCACCAAAGAGACAUAUUUGACGAAUUGUGUCGCCUCAGAAUUCGAAGUGUGCAGGACUUUGAGUGGUUGAAACAAUGCCGAUUUUAUUACCAGGACGAUUCGGAGGAAGUCUCAGUUAAGAUAACCGACAUGGAAUUUGUUUAUCAAAAUGAAUUCCUGGGUUGUACAGAUCGACUUGCAAUCACGCCGCUCACAGACAGGUGUUACAUAACACUGGCACAAGCCGUGGGAAUGAAUUUCGGCGGAGCUCCCGCAGGUCCUGCCGGCACGGGCAAAACAGAAACGACGAAAGACAUGGGGAAAGCGCUGGGUAAAUACGUCGUUGUUUUUAAUUGCUCCGAUCAAAUGGAUUUUCGAGGUUUGGGCAGAAUAUUUAAAGGACUCGCGCAAUCCGGUAGCUGGGGAUGCUUUGACGAAUUUAAUCGAAUUGAUCUACCAGUGUUAUCCGUCGCCGCACAGCAAAUAGCAAUCGUGCUCAAUGCGCGAAAAGAGAGAAAGACAACUUUCUUGUUCAGCGACGGCGAGACAUAUAAACUCAAUUAUGAAUUCGGAAUAUUUAUUACGAUGAAUCCCGGAUAUGCGGGACGGCAAGAAUUGCCGGAAAAUUUAAAAAUACAAUUUAGAAGUGUGGCGAUGAUGGUUCCUGACAGACAAAUCAUAAUGCGAGUGAAACUCGCGGCGUGCGGCUUCAAAGAGAACGUGGUGUUAGCGCGAAAAUUUUUUAUACUGUACAAGUUGUGCGAGGAGCAGCUCAGCAAGCAGGUACAUUAUGACUUUGGAUUGAGGAAUAUCCUGUCGUGCCUUCGCACGCUUGGCGCCCAGAAACGCGCGCAUCCCACCGAUUCCGAAGAAACCACGCUUAUGAGGGUACUACGCGAUAUGAAUUUAUCGAAAUUAAUGGAUGAAGACGAGCCUCUUUUCAUGUCGCUCAUUGAAGAUAUGUUCCCGGGUGUUAAGUUAACGACGCAGACAUACAAAGAGUUAGAGAAGGCAAUAAGUAACGCUAGUGUCGCCCUUGGCAUUACGGAUCACAGGGAAUGGAAAUUGAAAACUGUUCAGCUGUACGAAACGUCGCUCGUUCGCCACGGUUUGAUGGUUCUCGGGCCGACGGGAUCUGGUAAAACGCGAUGCAUGUGGGCGCUAAUGAGAGCUCUAACAGAGAUGGGUGUACCACACAAAGAAAUUAGAAUGAAUCCAAAAGCGAUAACUUCGUCCCAAAUGUUUGGAAGACUCGAUGUCGCGACGAAUGACUGGACGGACGGUAUAUUCUCUAUUAUAUGGCGGAGGUCCACGCAAACGAAGAAGACGGAAAAUCUGUGGCUGGUAUUAGACGGCCCCGUUGACGCGGUGUGGAUUGAAAAUUUAAAUUCCGUCCUGGACGACAAUAAAACUUUAACACUGGCAAACGGCGAUCGCAUUAUAAUGGCAGCAAAUACUAAAUUAGUAUUCGAGCCCGACAACGUGGAUAAUGCGUCCCCGGCGACUAUAUCGCGUAUGGGAAUGGUAUUCGUCAGUGCCUCUGUGCUGAAGUGGAAUUCAAUUUUAGAGGGCUGGCUUAGAAAAUGUUCCAGCAACGAGGCUCGAGUGUUACGAACGUUAUUUCAUAAAAUAUACGGGGAUGCGCAUACGUUCGUUCAAACAAAGCUACAAACUAAAAUGAUGCUUUUGGAGGCGCUUUAUAUACGGCAGUGUAUUGACUUAUUGGAAGGAUUAAAUUUGUCAUUUUUAGAAAUAUUAUCUGAGCACCACAUCGAGAUGCUGUUCUUAUUCUCUCUUAUGUGGAGCUUGGGAGCUAUGUUAGAGCUAGACGGACGGUUUGCACUACAGGAAUAUCUCGUAAAUCAUGAAUCAAAUUGCAACUGGCCGCAAUGCACAGAUGACGAAACUAUUUUCGAGUAUCUAGUGUCGGACGACGGAAAAUGGAUACACUGGGGUAGAAUGGUGCCAGAAUUUGAAUAUCCGUCGGACCGUGUCUUAGAAUACCAUUCUAUUCUUGUCCCUAAUGUCGAUAAUACGAGGACAUUAUAUCUAAUCGAUAUUAUAGCGAGACAGGAGAAGGCAGUGCUUUUAAUAGGGGAAGCCGGCACCGCGAAAAGCGUAAUGAUGAAAAGCUAUAUGUCCAAGCACGAUCCCGAAUAUCAUUUGAAUAAGUUCUUCAACUUUUCCUCAGCGUCCACGCCGAACAUGGUCCAGCGCGUAUUCGAGAGCUACGUUGAAAAGCGAGUGGGCACCACUUACGGUCCGCCCGGUGGGCGGAAAAUGACGAUCUUUAUCGACGAUAUAAAUAUGCCGGCCAUAAACGAAUGGGGCGAUCAGAUCACAAACGAAAUCGUACGCCAGCUAAUGGAGUACAAAGGGUUCUACUCCCUGGACAAACCGGGCGACUUCUGUACCAUGCAAGAUAUUAUGCUACUCGCCGCGAUGCAUCAUCCGGGCGGGGGACGAAAUGAUAUUCCACCGCGAUUGAAACGGCAGUUCAACAUUUUCAAUUGCACAUUACCGUCGAACAGAUCCGUGGAUACAAUUUUCGGCGUCAUCGGCCAAGGCUACUUUUGCAGCGCGAGAUUCUCCGAUACCGUCGUCAAUUUCCUGCCGAAGCUCAUACCGUUGACUCGGGUAUUAUGGCAGCAAACUAAAGCGAAGAUGUUGCCGACUCCGGCCAAGUUUCAUUACGUUUUUAACUUGCGCGACCUUUCUCGUAUCUGGGAGGGGAUACUCAGAAUAGAGAGGGCCGAGUGCGAGUCUGUAACGACGCUGCUUAAAUUAUGGGAGCACGAAUGCACGCGCGUGAUAGCGGAUCGCUUCAUCACCGCCGCCGAUAAAGAGUGGUUCCAAAAUACGCUGCGACGGGCCGCGGAGAGGAUGCUGGGUCCAGAUUUUCAGUUUUAUUCCCCGGUCGAGACAUACUUCGCUGACUUUUUGCGCGAACCGCCAGAACCGACGGGUGACGAGCCGGAAGAUUUUGUAUUAGAGGCGCCGAAGGUUUAUGAGGAGAUACCGAGCUACGACGUCGUUAUCGCAAAAGUUGAGCAGAAUAUGGAGCAAUUUAAUGAAUACGUACGCGGCAUGCAUCUCGAUCUGGUCUUCUUCCACGAUGCCCUGGUGCACUUGAUACGAAUAUCGAGAAUACUUGGAGUUCCCAGGGGCAAUGCGCUGCUGGUAGGUAUCGGGGGAUCCGGCAAGCAAAGCCUGACGCGACUGGCAUCCUUCAUUGCGGGAUAUAACUUCUUUCAAAUAACGUUAUCCAGGAUUUAUAACGUAGCCAGCUUGAUGGACGAUUUGCGAAAGUUGUAUCGCGCCGCCGGUGUAGACAGCAAAGGUCUCACCUUCAUUUUCACGGACAACGAAGUAAAAAGCGAGGCAUUUUUAGAAUAUAUAAACAACAUAUUAAGCGUCGGCGAAGUGGCCAAUCUAUUUCCAAGGGACGAAUUGGACGACAUUCUGACGACUGUCACGCCGCUGAUGAAAAAAGCCGAUCCCCGGCGGCCCCCGACGCAAGACAAUCUUUAUGAUUAUUUCAUAUCGCGAGCGAGAAAUAAUCUGCAUAUAGUCUUGUGCUUUUCACCAGUCAGUGGCAAGUUUAGAUCCCGGGCGUUAAAAUUCCCCGGCCUUAUAUCCGGUUGCACGAUAAAUUGGUUUUUGAGAUGGCCGAGGGAUGCGCUGUACGCAGUCGGCGAGCACUUCCUCGGCACAUACAAAGUUAUAUGCAGCCCGGAAGUAAAACAACAGUUGACUCAAGUUGUGGGCGAUAUUCAAGAUGACGUAAGCGAUACCUGCGCGGAAUACUUUAACAGAUUCCGACGUCAAGUAUACGUGACUCCGAGAUCAUUUUUAACGUAUCUCGAUAGUUACAAGACGCUUUACAAGCAACGUUUGGACAAUAUUAAUAUGCUUGCUUCUCGCAUGAGUAGCGGUUUAAGUAAAUUAGUUGACGCUGCCGCCCAGGUCGACGUGUUACGGCACGAAUUGGAAAAAACUCAAGAGGAGAUCGCAGCGAAAAAUGUUCAAGUGGAGGCGAUUCUUGUUACUGUGAAUGAGAAAAAGAGAGAGGCCGAGGGUGUAAAGGCAAGGGUGCAAGUGUCGAAGGAUGAAGCGGAGGCGAUUCUGAAAGUGAUAGCGAAAGAUAAGGCGCUGGCGGAACAGAAGCUGGAAGCCGCGGAGCCCGCCUUGUUGGAAGCAGAAGCCGCGUUGCAGACCAUAAAAGCAGCAGACAUCGCUACCGUUCGUAAAUUGGCCAAACCGCCGUAUUUAAUUACGCUCAUAAUGGACUGCGUUCUGAUUCUAUUCGGGCGGAAGUUGGAACCAGUCAAGCCGGAUUACGAGCAUCAAUUUCUAACACCUUCGUGGUCAGAGUCGUUAAAGGUCCUGGCUGACAUCAGAUUUCUAUAUAAUUUACAAAACUUCCCGAAGGAUAAUAUCAACGCCGAAACUGUCGACUUAAUAAUGCCGUAUUUAAAUUUCCACAUGUACACUUACGAGGCCGCGAAGCAGGCCUGUGGCAAUGUUGCGGGUCUCAUACAGUGGACCAUCUCCAUGGUUGCUUUUUACGAAAUAAAUAAAGAUGUGCUGCCUUUGAAGGCAAAUCUUGCCGUGCAAGAAAAUUAUUACGAGAAGGCCAACAAAAAUUUACUCGAAGCGGAAGAAUUAUUGGGAGAGAAGGACGACGCUCUAAAGAUAGUUCAAAAUGAAUUCGAUGCCGUGAUGCGAGAACGACAAAUAAUCGUCGACCAAGCUGCGGCUUGCCAAGCGAAAAUGGAUGUCGCAAGCGCCAUGAUUGAAGGAUUAUCUGGAGAACAAAUAAGAUGGACAGAACAAGUGACUGUAUUUAAGUCGGAGACGGAGCGGCUCGUUGGAGAUGUGUUGGUCUUGACUGGGUUUCUUUCUUAUUGCGGGCCGUUUAAUCAAGAGCUCCGAGUUCUUUUGCAAAGGAAAUGGCUUGACCUCAUACAAGAUAGGAAGAUCCCAGUCUCUGGCAUCCUAAACGUUGUCAAUACGUUGACAGAUACAGCCACGAUUGGUGACUGGAGCCUGCAAGGUCUGCCAACCGACGAAUUAUCGCUUCAAAAUGGAAUAAUUGUGACGAAAGCAGCGAGAUAUCCGCUAUUGAUUGACCCGCAACUGCAGGGCAAGACUUGGAUUAAAAAUAAAGAGAAGGAGUUUGACUUACAGAUAACGUGGUUCACGCACAAGUACUUUAGAAAUCACCUGGAAGAUUCGGUAUCGAUAGGACGGCCAUUAUUGAUUCAGGACGUGGGGGAAGAAAUAGAUCCGGUGUUGGACAACUUGCUGGAGAAGAAUUUUAUAAAAAUAGGAACCUCCUACAAGGUCAAAUUAGGCGACAAAGAAGUGGAUAUUAGCAAAGACUUCAGGCUUUAUAUUACGACAAAGUUACCGAAUCCCUUUUACACUCCGGAAAUAUUCGCCCACACAUCUAUAAUUGAUUUUACUGUUACAAUGAAAGGUCUAGAGGAUCAAUUGUUAGGACGAGUCAUCUUAACAGAGAAGAAUGAGUUGGAGACGGAAAAGACGCAAUUGAUUGCCGACGUGACCGCGAAUAAUAGAAAAAUUAAAGAAUUGGAGACAAAUCUUCUACAAAAAUUGGGAACUGUACAAGGGCCUUUGAUAGAAGACGUUGAAUUAAUGUCGGUGUUAAAUACCACGAAGCAAACAGCGGCGGAGAUAAAUAGAAAGCUGGAUAUCGCAAAGGAUACGGAGCUAAAAAUCGACGCGGCACGCGAAGAAUUCCGAUCGGUCGCAACGCGCGGUAGCGUUUUAUACUUCCUGAUAUGCGACAUGCCGCAUGUCAAUUGCAUGUACCAAACGUCCCUCGCUCAAUUCUUAGAACGAUUCGAUAUCUCAAUGGCAAGGUCCGAAAAGAGUCCGAUCAAUCAGAGAAGGAUAAACAGCAUCAUCGAAUACCUGACUUACGAUAUAUUCAAUUACAAAGCGCGCGGGCUCUACGAGAUACACAAAUAUAUGUUCAUUUUGUUGAUGACGCUGAAAAUCGAUUUGCAACGCGGCAGCAUUACGCACGAGGAGUUUCAGUACCUCAUUAAAGGCGGCGCGGCACUGGACUUAAAAGCAGUCGAGCCGAAGCCUUGCAGAUGGAUCACGGACGUGACGUGGCUUAAUUUAGUUGCACUGUCGUCAUUACGACAAUUUCAGUACAUCGUGUCUCAAGUGCCCGCUUCCGAGAAAGUUUGGAAACAUUGGUUCGACAAAGAUGCACCGGAGGAGGAAGGCAUUCCAGACGGUUACAGCACGCUAGAUAUGUUCCGUCGAUUGCUCUUGAUAAGAGCUUGGUGCACGGACCGAGCGUUGUCGCAAUCAAGGAAAUAUAUAGAAUCUUCUUUGGGAGCGAAGUACGCGAAGCCUGUGAUUACGCUUUUGGACGUGAUGCACAGCGAAUCCCGGCCGCGCACACCGAUGAUCUGUUUCUUAAGCAUGGGAUCGGACCCUACGCCUAGCAUCGAGCAGCUCGCGAAGAGGAUGGAAAUCGUUUGUAGAAGCAUAUCGAUGGGACAGGGUCAAGAAGUUCAUGCCCGUCGACUGCUGAGUAGCGCGAAAACCGAAGGCUAUUGGGCCUUGUGCCAAAAUUGUCACUUGGGCCUGGAGUACAUGGCGGAAUUGACGAACUUCCUUGUAGAAAUGGAGGCGCCACACCCGAACUUCCGCGUGUGGAUCACGACGGAACCGCACAAGGACUUUCCCGUCUCCCUCCUGCAGAUGUCUAUAAAAUAUACAUACGAACCCCCGCAAGGAAUACGCGCGAGUUUAUUGGCGACGUACAGCAGCAUGAAUCAGGAAAUAUUGGACCAGUGCGACGCCACGCAAUAUAUACCGCUAAUAUACACCGUGUCAUUCCUGCACACCGUUGUUCAGGAAAGACGGAAGUUCGGUCCCCUGGGCUGGAACAUACCUUACGAAUUUAAUUCGGCGGACUGGUUGGCGUCGUGCAUGUUCAUAAAUAAUCAUCUCAACGACUACGAUCCGAAGCGCGGUAUAAAUUGGCAGAGCGUGCGUUACAUGAUAGGCGAGGUGCAAUAUGGCGGACGCGUCACGGACGACUACGACAAGAGGCUGUUGAAUACCUUCGCGAAAGUGUGGUUCACGGAAGCGCUCUUCGCCGAAGGUUUUACCUUCCACAAGGGCUAUCCGCUUCUGAUUCUCAAGCAAGUGAGCGACUAUCUGAAGGCGAUAGAUGCCAUGAGUCCUGUGGACCCGCCACAAGUAUACGGCUUGCACCCGAAUGCGGACAUUACAUACCAGACCAACACCACGCAGACUGUAUUAGAUAUAAUAACCUCCGUGCAGCCGAAGGAAGCUGGUGUCGUUGGCGCAGAAUCUCGAGAAGUAGUCGUUGCAAGGCUGGCGAAGGAGAUGUUAGAAAAAGUUCCGGGACUCUACGACAUGUUUGAAGUUAAAGAGAGAUUACACGCGAUGGAUCGUACCGCCCCGAUGAACAUUUUCUUGAAACAAGAGAUCGACAGGAUACAGGUGGUUAUAAAAUUAGUACGAGUCACGCUGAAGGAUCUUCUCCUGGCCGUGGAAGGCGUGAUUAUAAUGAGCGAGGAACUGCGAGACGCUCUCGAUAAUAUAUACGACGCCAGGAUACCGAAGACCUGGAAAGCUCGAUCAUGGGAGUCCGCCACGUUGGGAUUCUGGUUCACGGAGCUGUUAGAGAGGAACCAGCAGUUCUCGACUUGGCUGCACAGCGGCAGACCGACCAAGUUCUGGAUGACUGGCUUCUUCAAUCCGCAAGGAUUCUUGACGGCGAUGAUGCAGGAAAUAACGCGCGCUCACAAAUGGGCUUUGGAUAACGUUACGCUCCACAAUGAAGUCUUGCGUAAUAUGGCAGAGGAGAUCAAGACACCGCCAUCUGAAGGUGUUUACGUUUAUGGCCUGUUUCUCGAGGGUGCCGGCUGGGACCGAAGAAACAGCCGUUUGUGCGAAUCGGCGAAUAAAGUCCUUUACGUGUUAAUGCCGGUGGUACAUAUCUUCGCCCUACACAACGCCCCAGACAAGAGCCCGAAAUUAUAUCAGUGUCCCGUGUAUAAAAAGCCUCAGAGGACUUACACGCUGUUAAUAACACCGCUCUGGCUGCAAACUCUAAAAAAUCCCGAUUACUGGAUAUUACGUGGCGUCGCUCUGUUAUGUGAUAAUAAAUAAUUUGUUAUAAAUAAAGGGAGGAAGCUCACAGGAACUGGGAGUCUCCAGAAUGGGUUUAUUCGGUGAAAAUAAAUCUUCGCUUUCGCACGGGAGAAUUAAGCCGGGUGUUGGACGGGACGGGUUGCCGGCCAUUGACGAAAUCGCUGGAGAUUAAUUGAAAUAAUUAAUAAAAAAAGUUUCAGCUUCAGGUCGCGCUUACAGAAGUCGAUAAUUUCCGGCGACAAACCCGAGUUACCGACGCCGAGGAAAUCGCGGGGCAGUAAGUAGCGUACUCUGCUUCGCAGAGGGCGAACCGCGAUGGCGUAAGAUUCAAAUUGCGCGUUUGCGACGUAACGCGAAGCGCGAGCGCUUCGCACCGAAUCUGUGUUGUUGUUGUUCGUAAUCGCGCGUGAAAUUAAUCGCGAUCGGCGUCGCACCAACCUCGCCCGCGACGUGAGCAAUUAAUUGUCUUGCUCCACGCAUUUUACUGUCCGCGCCUUUACUCAUUAAUCGGAUCGCCCCCGAUUUCUUGGACUGUCAUCGUCCCUUCGCUUUUCGGAAGCUGCGUGAGCGAUAUUUGGCUUACGACCAAGAUAAAUAACAUAAAGAUGUGAUGUUUUUGCGUUAAAGAGAAACGAUCGAGUCUUUUUUUUGAAAGUAAGAUUAUCGCGUUGCGCUCAAAGAUCUUGUUCGUAUCAAGUCGUAUAAAGUGAAGGAGGCCUAGAAUAUUUAUAGCCAUUAGGGUAAGGAGAGUAAUAGCAGAAAAAAAUGGGAUAAAAAUUUUUCAGGAAAAAGCUAAGGCGCUCCAUAACUUAAGAAGUCCUUCUUCCACGUGGAAUAUUGAAAAAUCCCUUUUCGCUUUGCAAAUUUUUUAUCCGAUUCAACUAAUU
Messenger RNA from Vollenhovia emeryi, 14351 nucleotides. RefSeq names its product dynein heavy chain 8, axonemal (gene kl-3). Gene Ontology annotation, biological process: microtubule-based movement. Gene Ontology annotation, cellular component: dynein complex. Lineage: Eukaryota; Metazoa; Arthropoda; Insecta; Hymenoptera; Formicidae. The record is from RefSeq and is a predicted model, not a curated record. Gene Ontology annotation, molecular function: dynein light intermediate chain binding; minus-end-directed microtubule motor activity; ATP binding. Bases 1 to 13482 code for a protein of 4493 amino acids. The transcript is spliced from 65 exons.